Messenger RNA from Epinephelus moara (kelp grouper), 7642 nucleotides. It is a transcript of the gene erbb2, whose product is annotated as erb-b2 receptor tyrosine kinase 2. Lineage: Eukaryota; Metazoa; Chordata; Actinopteri; Perciformes; Serranidae. Bases 189 to 4088 code for a protein of 1299 amino acids. Gene Ontology annotation, cellular component: basal plasma membrane; signaling receptor complex. The record is from RefSeq and is a predicted model, not a curated record. Gene Ontology annotation, molecular function: transmembrane receptor protein tyrosine kinase activity; ATP binding. Gene Ontology annotation, biological process: multicellular organism development; positive regulation of MAPK cascade; cell surface receptor protein tyrosine kinase signaling pathway. The transcript has 27 exons.
CACGCUUUACUACCAACGGGUUCGGAAUUCCAGGGAGGAAGUCGCCGAGAUUGGGAAACGAACAACUCCGAAGGUGCCUGAAAACUAACCUGGAUACGAGAAGAAACCAGAACACGGGCAUUCCUCACCGGGGAACAGUAGGAACAGCCAACUUUGGACUAUGGACUAGAGGCGCCGGGUCGCAGCAGAUGGAGGCGGCGAGAAGUUUGGUGUUUGUCGGGGCCGUGCUGCUCGGAGUGACGGGCGCGUUGGCCAGAGAAGUAUGCCUGGGUACAGACAUGAAGCUGGCCCUGCCCUCCAGCCUGGAAAAUCACUACGAGACCCUGAAGCUGCUCUACACCGGCUGCCAGGUUGUCCAUGGCAACCUGGAGAUCACACAUCUUCAUGGAAACCCUGACCUAUCCUUCCUACAGGGGAUCGUGGAGGUACAGGGCUAUGUACUUGUAGCCCAUGUGUCAGUGAGUCUGUUGCCUUUGGACAACCUUCGGAUCAUAAGAGGCAGCCAGCUGUACAACUCCAGCUACGCCCUGGCUGUGCUAGAAAACACUCAGGGUGGACAGGGGCUCAGGACACUCCGGCUUCGUAGCCUCACAGAGAUCCUGUUGGGUGCGGUGUAUAUUUGGGGGAACCCCCAGCUGUGCUUCCCAGACCCCCAGAACAUCGUCUGGAGGGACACUUUGGACGAAAAGAACAUCGACGCCAGGCUGCACCGACUGCAGCCUCGGGCCCCUAAAUGUCCAAGUUGUUCGCCUGCAUGUGGGGAAAGCUGCUGGGGAGAAACAGCACAGGACUGCCAGACCUUGACCCGUAUUAAAUGUGCAUCUGGCUGUCAGCGGUGUAAAGGUCCCCUUCCCAGUGACUGCUGUCACAUGCAGUGUGCUGCUGGAUGCACAGGACCCAAAGACUCAGACUGUCUGGCUUGCCGCCACUUCAACGACAGCGGUGUGUGUAAGGAGAGCUGUCCUCCUCCCACUAUCUACGACACUGUCACCUUCCAGACCAAAUCCAACCCAAACAAGAAGUUUAACUUUGGUGCCACCUGUGUCAAGACAUGUCCUUAUAACUAUCUGGCUAUGGAAGUGGCUUGUACUUUGGUUUGUCCCGGAGCCAACCAGGAAGUUGUCAUCAGCAGCCCCGAUGGAAACGAGACGCAGAAAUGUGAAAAGUGCGAAGGAGACUGUCCCAAAGUGUGUUAUGGUCUGGGCAUGGACAACCUCGGCGUCAUGGAAAACCACGGCGUCACCAUGGUAACAUCUUCCAAUGUGGAGAAGUUCAACAAGUGUAAGAAGAUUUUUGGCAGUCUGGCCUUUCUCCCUCAGAGCUUUGUAAGGGACCCUGCGAGUAACACAUCAGGCCUGACCCUGGAGCAGCUGAGCUCCUUCAAGAAUCUGGAGGAGAUUACAGGUUAUUUGUACAUUGAUGCCUGGCCAGAAAAGUGGGCUAACCUGAGUGUGUUUGAGAACCUGAAGGUGAUCAGAGGCAGGAUGCUCUACAAGGGUGUGUUUUCACUGGCCAUCCAGAAUCUACACAUCCGGUCUCUUGGGUUGCGUUCACUGCGCAGCGUCAGUGGAGGUUUGGUCCUGUUGCACAACAACUCCCAGCUGUGCUACACCAAUUCUCUGCCUUGGGACAAUCUCCUCCAUCCCACCCAGGGACCCCACCGCAUCGUCAGCCAGAACCAGGACGCCCAGCGCUGUGAGGAUGAGGGGCGUGUGUGUCACCCACUGUGUGAGGGGGGCUGCUGGGGCCCAGGGCCCAGCCAGUGUGUGUCCUGCACGGCUUUCCAACGCGGCACUGAGUGUGUAGAGCAGUGUGACAUCUAUCAGGGGUCUGUCCGUGAAUACACAGACGGAUCUUUGUGUGUUGCCUGUCACGCAGAGUGUCGAGCUAUCAACGGCUCUGCCUCCUGUCACGGACCGGGUGCAGAACACUGUUCAGAGUGUCGAAACUUCCAGGAUGGUGAGUUCUGUGUGGAUCAUUGUCCCAGCGGUGUCAAGGAGGAUCAGCAGACCGUAUGGAAGUACAGCAACGCCACAGGACACUGUCUGCCCUGCCACACCAACUGCACGCUGUCCUGCACCGUGAUGGACGACAGAGGCUGCCCCAUCGACACCAGGACAGGACCGGGUACAACCAUCGCGGCUGCAGUGGGUGGGGUGGUGCUCUUCUUCAUCCUGCUGGCUCUGCUGAUCUUCUACCUGAGGAGGCAGAAGAAGCUGAGGAGGAAGGAGACAAUGAGGAGGAUCCUGCAAGAACAUGAGCUGGUGGAGCCUCUAACACCCAGCGGCGCGUCACCCAAUCAGGCUCAGAUGCGUAUCCUGAAGGAGACUGAGCUUAAAAAACUCAGGGUUCUGGGUGCAGGGGCCUUUGGGACUGUUUACAAGGGAGUGUGGGCUCCUGAUGGGGAAAAUGUGAAAAUACCAGUGGCCAUCAAGGUGUUACGAGAGAACACCUCGCCAAAGGCCAACAAAGAGAUCCUUGAUGAGGCCUAUGUGAUGGCAGGUGUGGCCAGCCCCUACGUCUGCCGGCUGCUCGGGAUUUGUCUGACCUCCACAGUGCAGCUGGUCACUCAGCUGAUGCCGUACGGCUGCCUCCUCGACUACGUCAGGGAGAACAAGGACCGCAUCGGCUCCCAGUUCCUCCUCAACUGGUGUGUCCAGAUCGCCAAGGGGAUGAGUUAUUUAGAGGAGGUCCGGCUGGUUCACAGAGAUUUGGCCGCCCGCAAUGUUCUGGUCAAAAACCCGAAUCAUGUGAAGAUCACCGAUUUUGGUCUGGCCCGUCUGCUCGAUAUAGACGAGACUGAAUAUCAUGCUGAUGGAGGGAAGGUGCCGAUUAAAUGGAUGGCUUUGGAGUCUAUUCUGCACAGGAAGUUCACUCAUCAGAGUGACGUCUGGAGCUACGGUGUGACGGUCUGGGAGCUGAUGACGUUUGGUGCUAAACCCUACGACAUGAUCCCAGCCAGAGAAAUCCCAGAUGUUUUAGAAGGAGGAGAGCGACUUCCCCAGCCGCUCAUCUGCACCAUCGACGUCUACAUGAUCAUGGUCAAAUGUUGGAUGAUUGACCCAGACAGCAGGCCGAGGUUCAGAGAUCUGGUGAAUGAUUUUAGCACGAUGGCCAGAGAUCCACCUCGCUAUGUAGUCAUUCAGAACGACGAGCAGAUGAGCAUGUCCAGCCCAGUGGACAGCCAGUUCUUCCGAAUGCUUCUGGAGGAGGAAGGAAACAACAUGAGGGAGCUGCUGGAUGCUGAGGAGUAUCUGGUGCCUCAGCCAAACCUCUUCCCCAGGACUCAGGGAGACGGGGUCCAAGCCAACGGGCCAUCCAGACACCAGUCAUACAGGCAGAGCAGAGAUCAGGGCUUAAAUGUGGAGCCCUCUGUCGCCGGCGGCCCUCGGAGCACGUACUCCUCCCUGAGCACUCUUGGCCGCAGCCAGUACCCUACCUUACCUUUAGGAGCCAGCACCUCCAACGGCAUAUGGAUUCCUCAGUACCCAACGCUGGCUCGCAGCACCUCGGCCGGGGGCCAGUCUGACUCUGUUUUCCUGGAUGGGCCUCCAGAUGACCCCACGCUGCCCCCGGCCAGCCCCGGACGCUACAGCAAAGAUCCUACAUACUCAAACGGGAGCCAGGGCGACUUGGAGACAGAUGGGCCAAAUGGCUUCCAUCAUCCUCCUCUCCUUCAUCACUCACUGCCUAGACGGACUCAUGGGUAUAAUCAUAAUCAUGCCUUGCCAGAGUAUGUCAACCAGGAGAUUCAGGAUCUCAGGCCGGGGAUCCCAGACCGGCCCAGCACUUUGCCUCGUAAAGGCGCCAGAGUAGACCGGCGCCUCCCUAACGGCCUGAGCUCUGGUCACAGCGUGGAAAACCCGGGUUACUUGGUCCCCGUGGGUGCAGUGUCCGCCACCUCUCCGGCCUUUGAUAACCCGUACUACCUGGACCUCGCAGCCAAAGCUAACACUGUAGCCGAGGUUGCAGACAGUCCUGAGAUGAGAGACGGAGGAGUGCCCAAGCACGUGAAUGGGUUUGUAACCCCCACGGCAGAGAAUCCAGAGUAUCUGGGACUAGCGGACACCUGGAGUGGAUAUACUUGAGGAGAGGGAGUAAUGUGAUGAACUCAAGAGGAGUCACAGCUUGCGUUCUACUGAGUGAGUCGAGGAGCGAGAGAAAGGGAAGAUGAAUAGUUGUGUGACAGAAACGAGCUGGGUGUAUGAUUGAUUUUGGGAUAAGUGCGUGCAUACGGAGCUGAAUCUUCUCUCGAUAAGCACCUGAAUCCAAAGCGGUCGAGGUUUUCCAGCACCGCAUCACCCAGUUGUGACACACCAUGGCUCAACACAGUGUAGCAUUAAUCUGGUGUCUGUGGCAUCAUUUGUAUUCCUGUCUUCCUCUCAGCAAUCUGUGUGACUGUUAAGUGCCAAAAAAGAAGUUCACUCAGCCUUUGUGUAUAUAACUCUGUACUUGAUAAACAGAGGAGUUCACGUUUGUCAACAACCCAUCAUGGUACGCGAAGGGUCUGAUCAUCACAGGAUCCAACAUUUGAUCGGUUUAAUGAACGCUGAGGGUUUUUUUAAUGUUCAUUUAACAUGUUUUAAUGUCUGGUUGUUUCAACAACACGUGAAGCUUUUUUUUUUGUUUUGUAUUUCCCUCAGUUCCUUCUCGAUAUGCUCCUCAGCCCAGCUAAAAAAGUGUAAAAGCAAAAAACACUGACAAAGUGAGCCAUGAUAUGCACUGAAGGUGGUGUUUAGUAUUCUGGUCACUUUGUCUCUGACCUGAUGGGGGUCUUCAACACACUCAAAGCCAUUUUGUUUUGGCCGGAGAAGGCCCUGCAGCCCAUCUGGCCAGUAAACAUGCUCACUGAAAGAAAGGCAUCCUGUAUGGAGAAGACAGAGGCAUUGUGCCACACUGAUGUAUGUGGUUGUUAGUGUCUCGGCUGCAGCUACUUUGUGGUACGACAGAGGGGAUACGAGGUACUAGGCUAGACUUUUUAAGCUGAAAAAUCAUGUUUUUGUCAUAGAGACAAAGUGUACUUGUCACCAAGUUAGAGCCGACUUUUCAGGGAUUUAUGAUUUUGCAUAUAAUUUGGGAAAAAUAUGCACAUUUUGAAUUAUGCACCAUGCACUACAUGUUACUGCAUAUGUCCCCCAUGCUUGUGUUAUCACAAUGAGCCUUUUGGUUUUGGUGGCCUUUCACUGUGUAAGAAAGCAUUACAAGCUAUAAGUGAGUAUAUUCCACAACAAGUGAAGAAUUUGCAUAUAUAUAUAUAAACUUAUAUAUAAAGAUGUUUGCUCCCCUUUAUGGAACAAAAAGCAGUUCUGCUGUUUGUGCAAAAGUGAGCACUCGACACUGGAGCUGAAUGUGAAUCUGAGGAGGCAAAAACUUCGCUCUGCUCGGGUUGGAUAAUCAAUGCAUGGCUCAAAUUCCACUCAGCAAGAACACACUGGCAUCCCAGUUAAUAAUCAACAGCCUUUUUUAUUUUAUUUUUGAAGAGCGUUUUUUUCACGUUAACUGGAGUUGGGGCUGGGGGAGGUCAAAACCCGAGUCAAUGGAGCCUUUGUCUGACCCUCAUGUCCAUGUUGGAAAGUCAGCGCUUUCCCAACUCGCACGUCCCAACGACUGAUGUUGUCUCAGCUUUGAAAAGAGAGAAUAGUUUUCUCCUGCAGAGGUUCGUCGUACACAGAAUGUGGUUCAGUGUUUGGGGCAAUAAAUCCCCAAACAAGUCAACUGGGUUGUUGAUAGGCCUGUCACGAUAACUACGUGUAGUGGAGAAUAUAUCAUCCCAGAAAUAAUUGCAGUAAAUGAUAAUAGUGGUAUUUUAAGACAGUUUUAUGCCACUGAUAUGAUUAUGAUAUAAUAGCAAUUAACUUUUAAUAUUAAGAAUAUUCAGACUUUGGAAUGUGAACAAACAAUAAAUAAAAAAUCCUUUAAAAAAAACAAAUAAAAUAAAACAAUAUAUAAUAAAAUGCACCCUCAGGUUAACAAAAAAAAAAAUCACUAUAAUAAAUGAAAUUGAAAUAAAUGUAUGAAUAAAUAUUAAACAUUUGGCACAGAGUUAUAGAGAGUUAUUCCUUAACAGGCAAUAAACUGUCAAACCCUGCUGUUUAUUGUAGCAUCAUGUUGGUUAAAAUUGUUUGUGACAUUCUCAGGUAUACAAACACACAAAAAAUAUCGUACGACACAUGGAAAUGACCUCAAUAAGUCGAUCACGUAAUUAUCAUGACAGGCCUCGUUGUUAAAAUGUACAUAACCCUCCAUCAACACGUCACGUUUUACUCUGAAAGUCUUGAGUAAACAGUCUUCUAUUUUCAUGUUCUCAUACGGGUUUUGAAGAGUUUUGUUCCAGAAAAAGGACCUUUAAGAAUUAAACCUGAUUUUAUAUAACAAUUUCUUACAUUAAAAAAUAACAUGUUUUUUUAUUUAAAAGAAAAAACAUGAUAAUAUUUUAUUUUAAUAGCCUCAGUUAUCAUAGACUAACAUUCUUUAGAAUUGAAUUAUUAUUGAGUGAUAAGAUUCAUAUAACAGUUUUUGUUUCAUGUUUAUAUAUAAUAGAUAUGCAUUAUAUUAUUUUGGAAUGAAACCCUUCAUGUGUAUUGUUGCUGUCAGGUGAACAUCUCAUAUCUCUAUGAAAGCAGACUGUGGAUUGACUAAAAUGUAUCUUUGCAUUACGUCUGAAAUAUUUUGAAAGGAUGUUAUGUGCCUGUGUGUUUUGGGCCCGCCUUUUGUUUUGUGUGGUCCCCUUUCUUUUAUUCUAUUUUUUGAAAGAUCCCCGACGAGCCCGCAAAUAUGUUACGUUCCCACCAGAUGUCUAGGGGGAAGGGGGAGUAACACAGUGAAAUUGAGGGAACUUUCAAAGAAAAGAAAAAGGCAAACAAAACAAAUCGGCAGUUUAAAGGAAGUUUAUUUAAAACGAAAACGGGACCACCAACGAAAAACGAACUCCUAAAGGACACUGGAUCGCCUGUAGCAGGGACACACAAAGAAAAGAUUAAUCACAGCCAACAAACACCUAGCCAAACUCUUAGUUAUUACCCUUGUCUUAGAGACACGCAACUGUCACAGCCUUCUAACCCGCCAGCACUGGCACUACUCCUCCGUCAUCAAUUUAAACCCUCGCUGAUGAGGAAUGAUGAGGAUCAGCUGCAUGCAGAAAAAAAAGAAAGGGGAAAACCCAAAACACAGACGCAUAACAAAGGGUUAAAAGAGAUUAAUGGAUGUAAAAUUUUAACAAAUAAAUGGAAAUUUAAAAGUGCAACAUCCUGACUGGGAUAGUUGGGAUUUUUUGAAGUGGGGGCUCUAUGAGGUGCUUAUCUACAGUCAGUUUAUUACCUACAGUAGAUGGCAAUCAGCACGCCCCCAGUUGGGAGAAGCAGACAGGAGUACUGCCACUAAAGCAAAGUCAUGUACUGCUGUGGAUGGGGGCAGCAGCAAAACAUAUUUUAGCCACCUAAAAAACUAAUAAUAAUUUAAGUGUGUGCUGUAUUAAGAGUAUUUUCUCUGCUUUACGUUGUUGUCAAGACAACCCUUUAUGGCUGAAAACUGAUCUGACAGUGAAACUUACCUAUCCUCUCUUCAUAGUCACCAGACUUCAUUGACAAAAACAGUAAUUUUACCUCACAGAACACAGGAGCUGCUGGUGUACUACUGCCUCGCU